Molecule: messenger RNA, 1596 nt
Organism: Aspergillus tanneri
Lineage: Eukaryota; Fungi; Ascomycota; Eurotiomycetes; Eurotiales; Aspergillaceae
Gene: SHM1
Product: serine hydroxymethyltransferase
Exons: 5
Coding region: 1-1596 (531 amino acids)
Biological process (GO): tetrahydrofolate interconversion; L-serine catabolic process; folic acid metabolic process
Cellular component (GO): cytoplasm
Molecular function (GO): zinc ion binding; cobalt ion binding; serine binding
Source: RefSeq, a predicted model, not a curated record
AUGUUGAGUCGUUGCGGCCGCCAGGCCUUAUGCCUAAUUCCGCGUGCUGGAAGCUCCUCCCAAGCUAUCGUCACCUCCCAGCUCCGACCUACCUCAUGCCUCGUUAGAUCAACUGCUCAACGGCGAGGUGUCUCGUCUUCCACUCGUGACGGACAGCAGAGUCUCCUCUCCGCACAUCUCCAGGAAGAGGACCCCGCUAUCUACAAUAUUCUCCAAAAGGAGAAAAAACGUCAGAAGCAUUUUAUCAAUUUGAUCCCCUCGGAGAACUUCACUUCACAAGCAGUCCUCGAUGCCCUCGGCAGCGUGAUGCAGAAUAAAUACUCCGAGGGAUAUCCCGGCGCUAGAUACUAUGGAGGCAACGAAUUCAUCGACGAGUCGGAGCGACUCUGUCAGAAACGUGCUUUGGAGACCUUCCGGCUUAACCCCGAAGAAUGGGGGGUGAACGUGCAACCUCUCUCCGGCUCUCCCGCCAACCUGUACGCUAUUUCCGCUCUUCUUAACACCCAUGAGCGUCUGAUGGGGCUGGACCUCCCCCAUGGUGGCCAUCUUUCGCACGGCUAUCAGACCCCAACCAAGAAGAUAUCUUUCAUCUCCAAGUACUUUGAAACGUUCCCCUACCGUCUCGAUGAGUCGACCGGCCUAAUCGACUACGAUGCUCUCGAGAAGUCGGCCCUCUUAUAUCGUCCCAAGCUCAUCAUUGCCGGAACAUCGGCUUACAGCCGACUGAUCGACUACUCCCGCAUGCGUCAGAUCGCUGAUGCGGCCGGUGCUUACCUCCUGAGCGACAUGGCUCACAUCUCGGGCCUGGUCGCCGCGGGCGUGCUCCCAUCUCCGUUCGUGCACUCUGACGUGGUAACCACCACCACGCACAAGUCGCUUCGGGGUCCCCGCGGCGCUAUGAUCUUCUAUCGCAAGGGGGUCCGCCGGACGGACAAGAAAGGAAACCCUGAGAUGUACGAUUUGGAGAACGCGAUUAAUGCAUCCGUCUUCCCAGGUCACCAGGGCGGUCCCCACAACCAUACCAUCACCGCCCUCGCGGUCGCCUUGAAACAGGCGCAGACGACGGAGUUCAAAACCUACCAGGAGACCGUGCUGGCCAACGCAAAAGCCCUGGCAGAGCGAUUGGGCAAUCCUCUCAACAACAGUGGCUUGGGAUACAACAUUGUGUCGGGAGGAACCGACAACCACCUGGUCCUGGUAGACCUGAAGAACCGCGGUGUCGAUGGUGCCCGCGUGGAGCGCGUGCUGGAACUCUGCGGGGUUGCCAGCAACAAGAACACCGUUCCCGGUGACAAGUCUGCCCUGAAGCCUGGUGGCCUGCGUUUGGGCUCUCCAGCCAUGACCACGCGCGGUUUCCAACCGGAAGAUUUCCGCCGCGUGGCUGACAUCGUCGACCGAGCGGUCAUCAUCACGCAAAAGUUAGACAAGGCGGCCAAGGAGAGCGCGACGGCCAAGGGGGUUAAGAGCCCGAAUACCGUCAAGGCGUUCCUCGAAUACGUGAAGGACGGUGAGGAGAUCCCCGAGAUUGUGCUUCUGAGACAGGAGGUUGAGGACUGGGUAGGAACUUUUAGCCUCCCCUGGGCGCAGGACGAGUAG